Molecule: messenger RNA, 5718 nt
Organism: Lates calcarifer (barramundi perch)
Lineage: Eukaryota; Metazoa; Chordata; Actinopteri; Centropomidae
Gene: cyfip2
Product: cytoplasmic FMR1 interacting protein 2
Exons: 30
Coding region: 227-3985 (1252 amino acids)
Biological process (GO): regulation of actin filament polymerization; cell projection assembly; cell morphogenesis
Cellular component (GO): synapse; neuron projection
Molecular function (GO): small GTPase binding
Source: RefSeq, a predicted model, not a curated record
ACUUGCAGCCAUUUUCUGCUCUUUGUGUGGGGUGGAUUAGCACUGGGUAGGUACUGGGCGAAACUAGAGCAUCAAUCGGCACAGAAGACGAGGCUAAAGAAAAAAAAACGCCAGGAAAGAUUGGACCGCCGUCGCAGACCGCGACACCGUCCGCCCGUCUUCGUAUAUCGCCGGACGGACAUGCAAUUUACAGACUGGGGUGUUGUGUGAGUGACGCCUUGUUACCAUGACGACCCACGUGACCCUGGAGGAUGCUCUGUCCAACGUGGACCUGCUGGAGGAGCUGCCCCUCCCGGACCAGCAGCCAUGCAUCGAACCCCCUCCCUCCUCCAUCAUGUACCAGGCUAAUUUUGACACCAACUUUGAAGACAGGAAUGCAUUCGUGACUGGCAUUGCCCGUUAUAUAGAGCAAGCUACAGUCCACUCCAGCAUGAAUGAGAUGCUGGAGGAAGGACAUGAGUAUGCUGUGAUGCUUUACACCUGGAGAAGCUGCUCCAGAGCCAUUCCCCAGGUGAAAUGCAACGAGCAACCCAACAGAGUUGAGAUCUAUGAGAAGACAGUGGAGGUGUUAGAACCUGAGGUGACCAAGCUCAUGAAGUUCAUGUACUUCCAGCGGAAAGCCAUAGAACGAUUCUGUAGUGAAGUGAAGCGUCUCUGCCAUGCUGAGAGAAGGAAGGACUUUGUGUCUGAGGCCUACCUGCUCACUCUGGGCAAAUUCAUCAACAUGUUUGCAGUCCUGGAUGAACUGAAGAACAUGAAGUGUAGCGUCAAGAAUGAUCACUCUGCCUACAAAAGGGCGGCUCAGUUCCUGAGGAAGAUGGCUGACCCUCAGUCCAUCCAGGAGUCCCAGAAUCUCUCCAUGUUCUUAGCCAACCACAACAGGAUCACUCAGUGCCUGCACCAACAGUUGGAGGUGAUUCCUGGCUACGAGGAACUUUUGGCCGACAUUGUCAACAUCUGUGUAGACUAUUAUGAGAACAAGAUGUAUUUGACACCCAGUGAGAAACACAUGCUGCUCAAGGUGAUGGGCUUUGGUCUGUACCUGAUGGAUGGGAACGUGAGUAAUAUCUACAAACUAGAUGCCAAAAAGAGGAUCAACCUGAGCAAGAUUGACAAGUUCUUCAAACUUCAAGUGGUGCCACUGUUUGGAGACAUGCAGAUCGAGUUGUCACGUUACAUUGAGACAAGCGCUCACUAUGAAGAAAACAAGUCCAAGUGGACGUGCACCCAGAGCAGCAUCUCACCGCAGUACAACCUGUGUGAGCAGAUGGUGCAGAUCAGGGAGGACCACAUCCGUUUCAUCUCGGAGCUGGCACGCUACAGCAACAGCGAAGUGGUGACGGGCUCGGGCCUGGACAGCCAGAAGUCUGACGAGGAGUACAGGGAGCUGUUCGACCUGGCACUGAGAGGACUGCAGCUGCUGUCCAAGUGGAGCACGCACGUCAUGGAAGUUUACUCGUGGAAGCUGGUCCAUCCCACAGAUAAAUUCUGUAACAAGGACUGUCCAGGCACAGCAGAGGAAUAUGAACGGGCCACACGUUAUAAUUACACCAGUGAAGAGAAAUUUGCCCUGGUGGAGGUCAUUGCCAUGAUCAAAGGGCUGCAGGUUCUGAUGGGCCGAAUGGAGUCCGUGUUUAACCAGGCCAUCAGGAAUACCAUCUACGCAGCGCUGCAGGACUUUGCCCAGAUGACCCUGAGAGAGCCUCUGCGCCAGGCUGUACGCAAGAAGAAGAACGUCCUCAUUAGUGUUCUCCAGGCCAUUCGAAAGACCGUCUGUGACUGGGAAGGGGCGAGGGAGCCUCCAAACGAUCCGUGUCUGAGAGGAGAGAAGGACCCGAAAGGUGGAUUUGACAUCAAAGUGCCCCGCAGGGCUGUAGGACCCUCCAGCACACAGCUGUACAUGGUGCGCACCAUGCUGGAGUCACUGAUAGCAGAUAAGAGUGGGUCUAAGAAGACUCUCCGCAGCAGUCUGGAUGGACCUAUAGUGGUGGCCAUAGAGGACUUCCACAAACAAUCCUUCUUCUUCACACACCUGCUCAACUUCAGUGAGGCCCUGCAGCAGUGCUGUGACCUGUCCCAGCUGUGGUUCAGAGAGUUCUUCCUGGAGCUGACCAUGGGCCGCAGAAUCCAGUUCCCCAUUGAGAUGUCCAUGCCCUGGAUCCUUACUGACCACAUCCUGGAGACCAAAGAGCCCUCCAUGAUGGAAUAUGUGCUAUAUCCUCUAGACUUGUAUAAUGAUAGUGGAUACUACGCUCUCACUAAGUUCAAGAAACAGUUCCUUUAUGAUGAAAUCGAAGCUGAGGUGAACCUUUGCUUUGAUCAGUUUGUCUACAAGUUAGCAGAUCAGAUAUUUGCCUACUACAAAGCAAUGGCUGGCAGUGUCCUCCUAGACAAGCGGUUCAGAGCGGAGUGUAAAAACUAUGGUGUCAUCAUCCCAUACCCUCCAUCAAACCGCUACGAGACGCUGCUCAAACAGAGACACGUACAGCUGCUCGGUCGCUCCAUUGACCUGAACCGUCUGAUCACCCAGAGGAUCUCGGCAGCAAUGUACAAGUCUCUGGACCAUGCAAUCAGUCGCUUUGAGAGUGAGGACCUCACUUCCAUAGUGGAGUUAGAGUGGCUGCUGGAGAUCAACAGACUAACCCACCGGCUCCUGUCCAAGCACAUGACCCUGGACAGCUUUGACGCCAUGUUCCGCGAGGCCAACCACAACGUCUCCGCUCCCUAUGGACGAAUCACGCUCCACGUCUUCUGGGAGCUCAACUUCGAUUUCCUCCCUAACUACUGCUACAACGGAUCCACAAACCGCUUUGUACGCACAGCCAUUCCCUUCACCCAGGAGCCUCAAAGAGACAAGCCAGCCAAUGUGCAGCCUUAUUACCUGUACGGGUCCAAGCCUCUGAACAUUGCCUACUCCCACAUAUACAGCUCCUACAGAAACUUUGUUGGCCCGCCUCACUUCAAGACCAUCUGCCGUCUCCUUGGUUACCAAGGCAUUGCUGUAGUGAUGGAAGAGCUCCUUAAGAUUGUCAAGAGCCUGUUACAGGGCACCAUCCUGCAGUAUGUAAAAACACUGAUAGAAGUCAUGCCCAAGAUCUGCCGCCUACCGCGCCAUGAGUACGGUUCCCCAGGUAUCCUGGAGUUCUUUCACCAUCAGCUCAAGGAUAUCAUUGAGUAUGCUGAGCUGAAGACAGAUGUCUUCCAGAGCUUAAGGGAGGUGGGAAAUGCCAUCCUCUUCUGCCUGCUCAUUGAGCAAGCCCUGUCCCAGGAGGAAGUGUGUGAUCUGCUUCAUGCCGCCCCCUUCCAGAACAUUCUACCCAGAGUCUACAUCAAAGAGGGAGAGCGUCUGGAGGUGAGGAUGAAAAGGCUGGAAGCGAAGUACGCCCCUCUCCACCUUGUGCCUCUAAUUGAGAGGUUGGGAACCCCACAACAAAUUGCCAUUGCCCGUGAGGGAGACCUGUUGACCAAAGAACGUCUGUGCUGUGGCCUUUCCAUGUUCGAGGUCAUCCUGACACGCAUCCGCAGCUUCCUGCAGGAUGGGGUGUGGCGCGGGCCUCCGCCCACCAACGGUGUGAUGCACGUUGACGAGUGUAUGGAGUUCCACCGCCUGUGGAGCGCCAUGCAGUUUGUCUACUGCAUCCCGGUGGGCACGCACGAGUUCACAGCAGAACAGUGCUUUGGGGAUGGGCUGAACUGGGCCGGUUGUGCCAUCAUUGUGCUGCUGGGACAGCAGCGCCGUUUUGACCUCUUUGAUUUCUGCUACCACCUGCUCAAAGUCCAAAGACAGGACGGGAAGGAUGAGAUCAUCAAAAAUGUGCCCCUGAAGAAGAUGGCAGACCGCAUUAGGAAGUACCAGAUCCUCAACAACGAGAUCUUUGCCAUCCUCAACAAGUACAUGAAAGCGGUGGAGACAGACAGUUCCACUGUGGAGCAUGUUCGCUGUUUCCAACCUCCUAUACACCAAUCCCUGGCUACCACCUGUUGAAAAAGACCCUUCACACAUAGUGCACACACACACACACACACACACACACACACAUUCCCCAUAGCUGUGAUACUUAUUUCUGCCUCUUGCUGGUCUCAUAGAGGUACGGAUUACCACGCUGUAAGAAAGUGGACCAGACCAGAGGUGGAAGUGUAUAUUCACACCUUUGUCUUUUUAUUUUACUAUCUGUGUGGCUCUCUCACUCAGACUCAUGCAUGCCUUCUCUUACUCCCUCAUCUGCUCACCUGUGGAUCGGACCACUGACACAAAUGCCAAGAGUUAUGUCUAUCCUAUAAUCUGAAGCCCUCUUUGGCUCCACAUGUCUGAAGUAACAGCCAUUCUGAGUCAUAAAACGCCUUUAAGAAUUUGCAAUCAAGAGCUGAGACAAAAGUCAAUCUAACAAGGUUUAAAUGAAGUACUAAAUAAUACAACAAAUAACUAAUUUAAAGUUAUAUGAAGUUAAUUUAAGUGCAACAUGGUGCUCUUCAGUGCUACUAAAGCUACUAACACAGGCACCAGUACACCUGUGCUGUCAUUAUGCGUGCCCUCUAUAUGACCCAAACCUGUUUAUCGUGAUUCAUUUCAAACUCUUCAUCAUUCAUUUGUAUAAUAAUCUGAUCUGCCCACAUCCAUAGUGUCUAUCAUGAUGCAUUUGAAUACUUCUCCUACACCUGCUUGCUUUCAAAGGAAUGAAGGUACAUUGCAUUUUUUUGAUUUGCUUUUAUUUAUCUUACCCUCCAGUCUGGUUUUCUGGCUUCUUAAUAAGCACAUUUUUAUUCGGUACCAGUUCCACUGUAAAUUUCACUGUUGAACAAAGUGAAGUGUCGAGUGUUGUAAUUGUUCUUGUUUUUAAUUAUUAAUAUUUUAAUUUACACAUCCUUGGUAUACUCGCCUCUCUACGACUGACUGGAAACCUCAUCUACUGUUUUUUUCUCUCUCUCUCUCUCUCUCUUUCUUUUUUGUCUGUUGGAAAGAUUUUUAUAUUCUGUACAUGAAUACAGUGAUAUUAUUUACAAUUUGGAAAAGACACAUCUUCAUCUGGGUAAAUGUGUUUGCUUUUUCAAGAGUAAAAAAAAAAACAAAAGAAACGACUAGAAAAUACCUCUAGGUUGUAUAAAGACAGUGCUGUACUAGAUUAACCUGUUUUGAGUGUGAAUGGAUGAUGUUGGUCUAGCAGACCUAUGAAACAUAAACUCUGCACAUAAAGGAACAAAAAAAAUCAUAACUAAAAUGUCAGUCAUAAUUAAAGGGCAGUUUCCUAAAUAUAGUCAGUAUUUACUAUUGAUGGAUUUUUGCUUUAGAUUUAGCAGUGUUAUAAAAAUAUGCAAAAAUUGUCCCUAUUUUUUUUCAUAUGAAGGAAAACAAAAAGUAACCCUCCCCACACAGCCCUAUGAUCUUUUUCUGCUCCGUUUUGAAUGAAGAAAAUUUCUUUUGUAACUCCAGUGUCUUUUUAUCAUAUUUAUUCAACUCCGACUUCUUGUUCAUUUAAAGGUUAAUCUAGUGAAAAUGAAGGUACCAAUGUAUCAUCUCGAAACCUUAGCAUGGCAAGUGUAAUUUAUUGUCAUCAAUGGCUCCAUUUGUGACAUGAGGCUUUGUUUAUGAUAUUGUUGUACAAGUGACCAUGUUUUCAAGUACAAAAAUGGAGAAAAGAGUAUAAAAUGUACAACAAUGGUCCUGCAAAGGAUUUGAAAUUAUGUUGUAUUUCCAUGAAAUAAAAAAAUGUUUAACUGAAA